GCGUGUCAACCAGCACGUCGCGUUCUCAACAUCUUGAAAGUCUCUUGAACAGGCAUCAGAUGUGAAAGGGCGCAACACAAAAUAACUGCUGGCUCAAUAGUGUCCUUCCCUUGUCCUCUUCAUAGUAACUUAUGUCAAAUAUGGGCGGUAGUGGGGAACCAAGCGGGCGGUCUGCACACGACAACGUCGACGGUGUAAGACAUUUCCUCGUGAAGAACGCAUGCCCAAGCGAAAGAAUGACGAAGGACUGGCACCUCAGCAAUCAGGAGGAGACUUGCUGGGUGUCAGCUCUUUGGGCUUUGAUAUUUUGUCAAAAGGCGCUCCAACAACCUUUAGUGUGAAAGAAUGGAAUACAGGGGGCGUAAUGGGAUCAACGAUGACUCUCAAUGAAGACACUGAAAGCGAAGGACCCUAUGUUGGUCUCAGUGCGAAGCUCAGUCGAGCCUUUGUGACGCAUAUUGUGUUUGCCUUGGUCGUCGUUCUAUACACCCUACUCAUCCUAGCACAAACCGUGAAAGAAAAAGGCGAAGAGACCAAGCAGCGAUUGCGUAGCGGAUGUAACGGCAUGGAAGUUGCAGCCACUGCCAUGGCGUCGGUUCCACACUAUGCCGCCGCAGGCUUCAAUCAGGCGACCGUCGACUCGAUAAAUGCCAUCACGUCAAGUACAGCAAAAAUGCUUUCCGGUGCCGUGGCCAUGCUGAACGAGUUGGUCCUUAUGGUUUUGCAAAGUUAUACGAAUCUCCUGUUUUGUAUCCUGGAUGCGUUUGUCGGGCUGGCAGUCAACACGGUUGCAAUGUACGCCGAACAGAUCACCGAUUUCCUAAACACUCAGUUAGCGGUUAUUUCAAAUGCUUUGGAAAAAAGUUUGGAUGUUCUGAAUGGGCAGUUGCAGAACUUUGUAGACCGGCUAGGCGAUGCGAUCAAUACAAUCGCAGAUGUGUUUGGAGGGCAUGUAGAUGGAGGAGUUUUUCAGCCAGUAAGAUUCCCGUCCGUUAGCAACAAACUCAAUUUCCAAAUUCCGGACGACUUUGUGAAUACAUUGAAAAACUUGUCGAAUGAAGUACCAUCAUUUGAGGACUUGGGGGAACAACUCGCUACGCUCAUAUCCAAACCUUUCGGGCUAUUAGAAGGGUUGAUUGACGACCAAUUGGGAGAUUUGAAGGGUAUUGCCAAUGAUGCGAAACUUGUUCCUAUACCUGCAGUGGCAGGCCACGUCCAGUUCUGCGAUGAUGCAAUGGAUUACGGGUGGAUCGAUGAACUGGUGCAUGCGCUAAAUUUGGCCCUGCUUCUUGGCGCAGGGUUGGUGGCUGCCAUAGCCUUCUUCUCCAUUCUUGCAAACAUGGUGACGGUCGUCUACGACCAUUGGCAGUUUGAAAAAAGUGUGCGACUCUAUGCAAAGAUACUGCAAGAUCAUAAAGGAAUCAAUCAAACACCAGUUCUGGAAGGGCGGCCUGGGAUCAGCACCACGAAAGAUGAAAAGGCCGCUCUCCAUGCAACGGCUCGAGAUUUGAUCCAUGCAGCGGGUAGUCCGGCCAAGUAUCGUUGGAUGGACCGACUUACUAAAUUUCUGUUUCGAUCGGAAAGGAGCCGUGUUCGAUUCCAUUGGUUUGUCGAUUACGUUUCACACAAACCGAGCUUAUUGUGUGUCUGCGCAGGCCUUUUAGGGCUUGGUAUGGUGCUGCUCCAAAUGUGGAUGAUCGACAUAGUUAAAGAGAAAACCGCUCAAGCCGUCAGCGAAGGAAUUCACGCGUCCAUGGAUAAACUUGUACGAACUGUGGUUGCAGAAGUUUAUGGCGUAGCACAACCCUAUGUAGACGCAACAAACAAUCAGAUCGACUUGGUUGAGACUACCACAAAUCGAGUGCUUUUUGGAUGGAUAGGCAACAUCAUAGAUGCCAUCAAUAACACCAUGUCCACGUUCGAACAAGGAUUUAACAAUGCCCUAAACUCAGCUUUUGGAUCCGUUCCGCCACUCAAAACGGCGCUUGUUGCUUUUGCAAACUGUGUUGUGGGAUCUAAAAUCCGGACUCUUGAAGCGGUGUUCGAAGCUCUCACGACGAAAUCCCACCUUACCCUUCCGAGGAUUCACCUCAACAUGAUUGCCGGAUUGGAUGAUGAUGCUAUCCGUCGGCAGCUGCAAACAGCGCAGAGUAUCAUGGACACCUCGCCUGCGGCUAAUACUAAUGCGACGAUGGAUGGGUCGACUGAGAACAGCAAUGCGACUACCAAUGGAACUCUUGUCAGACGUGUGCGACGGGAUGACGCAAAUUCAACCACUGUAAGUGACGAUGAAGAGAGCAUCUUCAAAAGGGAAGUUGAAGCUUUUCUUGAGUCAUAUCGCAACAGCCUUCGUCAGCAGAUCCUUCCCUUUCUCGCAAUAUUCGGAUUUGGGUCGCUGGUUUUCUUUAUGGGCUUGAUUCGAGUUUGUGUCUGGGUAAUCGGUGACCAUAUUCGACAUCGACGCGGUGCGCCGUUAGAAGCUUCAAAGGCCACCUCAUCGCUAGCGCGUCCCGCGAACGCAUACGCUGGACCCAGCGCACAGGGAUGGUUCAGAAAACACAAAUCCAGUAUGCUCGACAGUAAAAAACGCCAGUCAGAAGAAAUGCUGUGUUCAAUGGCUGGCCCACAUCCCCCAGGUAUGGACGCAAGAGAUACACUUCAGCCACAACCGGUGAUUGGACAAGCAUUAGGAAGCGCUUUGCUAUUCCGAUCCACGACCAUCCAGUCGCCAUCAGAUUCCCCUGUUCUUACGCGCGAGCGGACGGUCCCAAAGGGACCUAGGCAGAUGGGUGAAGCCCACGCUUUUGGAUCGAGACCAAAUGUGUCGCCGUCAGGCCCUCGUGAGAUGCAUCCUGGGACGCUGAAACCAUCCGGAUCUCAAGGAGCACUAAGUUCGUUUAUCAAACCCUCCAAAUUAACCAACCGACCUGUAUCUGGAGUGUUUUCGGACUGGGAGGAGAAGCCUGUAGGGCGAGCUGCAACCGCACCAGCGUCGAAAGCUUCACGCGGUUCGGCAGCACACGACAUUGAACACUUGGAAGAUGACACGCCACGUCCAACAACGCACCCUUAUAGUAUCUGGAGCCGAAACUAUCAAUCACAGGCACCUGAAGGGUUUGAUGAUUGGAACGAAAUAUCAAAUGAAGCAGCCAAAGCUGUCGCGAUGUUGGCGGCCAAGGCGAAACACCAUGGCGGGCGGCAGGCUUAAAUAUUUAGAUCACGAGCUAUUCACAUGGAAGUAAAUGUUCUGCCUAAUGCGCUACCUGCAUCUACAGAUUCAGAUUUUCUCGUUGGUUUUAUAUAUACAUGGACCACGCAGGUGCUAGCCUGAGAUACUACCCUUCAUGUUCCUAAGACAUGAGACACGUCAGUUUGCAUAAACCUUCUUCCACUGCCAAUCGCUUCACAUCCUAAAUGUCAAGUUAGCGCGACCCCGCAACCAGGUCAACCCCAAACAUUACUUACCAUGGCUGCCUGCGGGACGAUUCAAGUAGACAAUGAAUAUGAUUGCGAGAUAUCGGAAAAUAAAGAAAGAGCUAGUAAAUUCUUACCAUCCAUGAUACAUUCUGCUGAGGUUCCCUGGGUCGACUGCCGUUUGGAUGAGCUCAUUUAUCUGGCACUCGACACUUACGCCCGAUGAAAGCUUUUUUCGCACGACGAACAAUGCUCGCUCCGCCUCCUUGUUCUGACCCCGGUCAUCCCCUAUGACCGUCCCAUCUCUCCCAGGAAUGUCUAUGGCUACUUGCUCCUCGGGCGCGCCUUGUCG
Messenger RNA from Spizellomyces punctatus DAOM BR117, 3766 nucleotides. RefSeq lists its product as uncharacterized. Gene Ontology annotation, cellular component: mating projection tip. The transcript is spliced from 2 exons. The record is from RefSeq and is a predicted model, not a curated record. Lineage: Eukaryota; Fungi; Chytridiomycota; Chytridiomycetes; Spizellomycetales; Spizellomycetaceae. The coding region runs from base 221 to 3208 and encodes 995 amino acids.